Messenger RNA from Lathyrus oleraceus (garden pea), 969 nucleotides. RefSeq lists its product as uncharacterized. The record is from RefSeq and is a predicted model, not a curated record. The transcript is spliced from 3 exons. Bases 1 to 969 code for a protein of 322 amino acids. Lineage: Eukaryota; Viridiplantae; Streptophyta; Magnoliopsida; Fabales; Fabaceae.
AUGACUCGGAUGAAGGAAGAUGAACCAGUCUCGGAAUAUCUUUUACAUCUGGUGUUGAUAACAAACCAGAUAAAGGUGUGUGGUGAAUUAAUCAACUAUUUGCAGAAUAUUGAGAAAGUGUUGAGAUCUCUGACUGCGAAUUUUGAUUAUAUUGUAGUGUCAAUUGAAGAGUCAAAGAACCUAGCUAAGAUGAAGUUAGAAGAAAUUCAAGCUUCAUUAGAGUAUCAUAAUAUGAGGUUUAAGCAGAGGAACUCAGAGAGGAAGAAGAUUGUUGAACGGGAAAUACAAGCAAGAUUCAUCAAGAAAACUGGGAAAGAAAAGGCGAAGCAGAGAAGGAAUCUUUCUAAUGAUGAUAAAUCAAGCAAGAACGCAAAUAAUCAAUAUGAUUCAAUCAAGAAAGACACGAGUAACAAGUAUUCUAGGAAGAACGUUGUCGUGAAGAAGUCGAACACUAAGGAAACCAACAUGUGGUACCUGGAUUCGGGAUGCAGUAACGACAUGACUGGUGCAGAUGAAUCAGAGAUAAGAAGAGUCAAGUUGAAGCUGAGGCAUGAGUCUGAAAAGUCUGACCUAUGGAAUCAAUCAUAUUUCUUAGGGAUAGAGUUCAAAGACACAAGUGAAGGAGUGUUCUUGAACCAAAAGAAGUAUUUUAAAGAUAUCUUAAAGAGGUUUAAGAUGAGAAAUUAUAAUUCAGUUGCUACGUCAUUAGAAACUGGAGCAAAGUUGAGAAAGGAGACAAAUGAUGAGUUUUUGAGUGUGACACUGUACAAACAAAUCAGUGGAUCAUUAAAGUAUAUUUUCAAUACCAGGCCAGACAUUUGUCAAAGUGUCAUAUUGUUGAGUAGAUUUAUAGAGAAGCCUCAAGAAUGUCAUCUAACAACAGUCAAGAGAGUGUUGAGAUACAUCAAAGCUACAAUUGAUCACGGUGUGCUGAUGCCGAAGAAAAAGAAGACCAACAUAAAUGCAUAA